AUGGAAUCCGGCUUCACAGUCUCACUUUGGCCGCUGACAAUGGCGGCCGCAACUUUGGCCCUGCGAUUGGGAUUGAGCUUAGCCGUGGCUCUAAUGGCCACCGGAAAUGGUCAACAGCAACAGCAGCAGCAGCAAGUGGCCAACAGCAAGCAGUCGCAUCUCUGGCUUGAUUGCUUCUGCCUCCACCUGACCGAGCGGAAUGCCACCCAAUGGGGCAGGUUAGCGAUUAAUGCCAGCCAGGCGCUGGGCGCCAAGAACAACUGCCUGAUGAUCUUCAUCGGCGGAAUGGACGACGAGCUGGUGGCCUUUCAGCUCGAGCAGUUGCAGCUGCGCCCCGGCUGCUUGGACAGCAUGGACGUCUUUCCCUAUUUGCGGGAGCCCGUCAUCGAGAACGCGACACUGGCGGCGGACACCUUUUGCCAGCACAGCCGGAAUCGCAGUGCCACGCCUAUUUAUAGCGCGGGUCGAUUGCUGGGGCUGCGCCUCCGGUUCCAGCAGCCGCCCACGGACUUGGCCCGCUGGAACUUGACCCUCACCGCCAGCUAUCGAUUUCUGAAGCGAGAAAACUUCCGGACGGAUGGUCGCCUGGUGCCGCAUAGCUUCUGCGACUUCUACUUCUUCGCCAGUUUGUCCGGCGAGGAGGGCAAUCUGGGUCAGGGCUACUUCCACUCCCCCCAGUUUCCCGCCCACUAUCCGGCGCACAUCAAGUGCGCCUACAAGUUCAUCGGUCGCCCGGACACCCAUGUGGAAAUUCUGUUUGAGGAGCUGCAACUGCCGCCGGUGGCCAGCGGUGGAUGCCAGUUGGAUGCACUUACUCUGUUCGACGCCGAGGCAGCUCACAUGAGCUCGGUCAUCGAUGUGCUCUGCUCCAGUCGACCCACUCGCCGUUUGGUUAGCAGUGGUCCAGAUCUGCUGCUCGAGUUCAAUGCCAGUUCCAAUCGCACGGCCAAGGGAUUCCGUGGGAAGUACAAGUUCGUGCCGAAUGAUCUGGGAGUGCCGGAGCCGUCGCCCCCACCACCGGCGGUUUUGGAGGCAGCCAGUGUGGCGGUUAAGCAGGAAAAGCUCCAGCAGGAGCAGCCCUUCGCCGCCAAGGCCAACAGUCUGCCGACGGAUGUGGAACUGUCGAAGCCCGGACGCUCAUUUGAAAUAUGCAAGCAGACCUUCGACUCGCGGGUAAACAAAAGCGGGACGUUCGACAAUCAGCUGUUGAUGGCGAAGCACGCUCUCGGCGGCGUUAUAAUUGGCGGCUCGAGAGUCCUCCAGUGCCGUUACGAUUUUGAAGCCCAGCCGCCGGAAAGGGUGCAGAUCCGAUUCCAUGACUUCAACGUGCCCACGGAGAACGAGAAUUCCACUGGGUGCCAGCCGGGGGAUGCACUACAUGUGGUCACCGAGGUGCGCGGACGGUACGAGACGCAGGAGCUCCUGUGCGGCGCCUUGCCCAAGCCCCUGAUGUCCAGCGGGUCGCAGAUGCACCUCCAGUUCGUCGGCAAAUAUCCACCCACCAUGACCAACAAGGUGCAGUACUACGGAUUUCGGGCAGAGUACCGCUUUUUAACCAACUAUGGCAUCAUGUCCGGCGUUCAACUGGACGAUUGUUCCUUCGUCUACAACAGCAGUGAGCGAAUAAGUGGCCUAUUUCACUCACCCAAUUUUCCUGGCUAUUAUCUGGAAAAUGUUGUGUGCAAUUAUUACUUCUACGGAGCCAGUGACGAGAGAGUUGUGCUGCAUUUCACAUAUUUCGAUGUUGAAGGAAUUGGAGCUUGUGACCACCAGACUGCCAGCGACUACAUUGAGUUUUCCAAUUUCAUGAGCACAGAUCGAAAGUACAGCAGAUACUGCGGAAAACUGCCCGAUUUUGAAAUGCGUUCUGAGGGGCGCUUCUUUCGAGUCACCCUGCAUUCAAAUGAUCGCUUUGUGGCCAUUGGUUUUCGCGCCCUAUACACUUUUGAAACCAUCCCGGAGAAUGACUCCGAUCUGCGAGACAAUGCCUCCAUGCAGAGCUUCGUUUCGACAGCUUCAUCUCAUUCGGUUGUCGACUUAACAAAUUUAAUAUUUUAUAUCAUAUGCAUUUAUAAAACAUACCAAUAA
This is a messenger RNA of Drosophila takahashii, 2088 nucleotides long. RefSeq names its product Sol1 (gene Sol1). The record is from RefSeq and is a predicted model, not a curated record. Gene Ontology annotation, cellular component: plasma membrane. Lineage: Eukaryota; Metazoa; Arthropoda; Insecta; Diptera; Drosophilidae.